AUGGAAGAAGAAGAGCCAAGAAAUUCUCAAGCAAUUCGUAAUUUAAAUAAAGGAAAAAAUCAUUUAGAAGCAACUGAAAAAAAAUUUAUUGUUAAUGUUAAAAAAAAAAUUGAAACAAAUAACAAGGAUUAUAUAUGGAAUAUGGUUAAAUUACUUGCUAUAAGUCGGAAUUUUUCAAAAAGAAUUACAAUUGUUAAAGCAAUUUUAAAAUCUAUUUCACUUGAAACUGCUUCAUUAAUAAGGGGAAAUUUGAAUUCCCCAACCAUGAGAUAUUCUGGUUUUGCUUUAAGAAAAAUAAAGAAACGUGUUAAAAUUGCUGAAAAACAUAUAAUGGCUGUAGAUUUUAAAAAAUUAAUAGCUGCCAUGGAAAUGAAAGAGGAAAUAAAUAGUGAUACAAUUAAUAAUAUUCUAAGAAACAUUGAAGAUGAUGGGGAAAUUGAAAGUGUUGUUGAUAAAAUAUUAAAUGAUUUGGGAAUAAAUCUUGACAACAACUUUAGUAAUUUAUUAAAAAAGUCACUAAUUGAAUCAUUAUAA
This is a messenger RNA of Strongyloides ratti, 534 nucleotides long. RefSeq names its product Charged multivesicular body protein 2a. The record is from RefSeq and is a predicted model, not a curated record. Gene Ontology annotation, biological process: late endosome to vacuole transport; endosome transport via multivesicular body sorting pathway; protein transport. The coding region runs from base 1 to 534 and encodes 177 amino acids. NCBI's taxonomy places the organism in Eukaryota, Metazoa, Nematoda, Chromadorea, Rhabditida, Strongyloididae. The transcript has 3 exons. Gene Ontology annotation, cellular component: multivesicular body; ESCRT III complex.